Messenger RNA from Spea bombifrons (plains spadefoot toad), 2940 nucleotides. RefSeq names its product far upstream element binding protein 1 (gene FUBP1). Gene Ontology annotation, biological process: regulation of DNA-templated transcription. Gene Ontology annotation, molecular function: mRNA binding. The coding region runs from base 61 to 2034 and encodes 657 amino acids. The transcript is spliced from 21 exons. The record is from RefSeq and is a predicted model, not a curated record. Gene Ontology annotation, cellular component: nucleus; cytoplasm. Lineage: Eukaryota; Metazoa; Chordata; Amphibia; Anura; Pelobatidae.
GGUCUCUCGGCGCCAUUUUGUGUCCUCUCACACACGCUGCAGGCUGCGAGCACUUCUGACAUGGCUGAUUAUUCCACAGUUCCACCUCCGAGCUCGGGUAACUCCGGCGCCGGGGUCAACGAUGCCUUCAAAGAUGCUUUGCAGCGGGCCCGACAGAUCGCUGCUAAAAUCGGAGGGGAGCCGGGAGCUGCUGUGAACUCAAACGACUACGGAUUCGCGGGACAAAAGAGGCCACUUGAUGACGGAGAUCAACCAGAGGCUAAGAAGGUUGCCCCUACAAAUGAUUCUUUUCCUCCACCGAUGCCGGCAAUGCAUCAGCAGCAGAGGGCUGUUGUUACAGAAGAGUACAAGGUGCCUGAUGGAAUGGUGGGAUUCAUCAUUGGCAGAGGAGGUGAGCAGAUAUCACGUAUUCAGCAGGAAUCUGGCUGCAAAAUUCAGAUUGCCCCUGAUAGCGGUGGUUUGCCAGAAAGAUCAUGUAUGCUAACUGGCAGUCCCGAUUCCGUUCAGGCUGCAACGCGAUUGUUGGAACAGAUAGUAGAGAAAGGAAGGCCCACUCCUGGCUUCCAUCAUGGAGACGGCUCUGGAAACGCAGUUCAGGAAAUCAUGAUCCCAGCCAGUAAAGCUGGUCUGGUAAUCGGUAAAGGAGGCGAAACCAUUAAACAGCUGCAGGAGAGGGCAGGAGUUAAAAUGGUUAUGAUACAGGAUGGUCCCCAGAACACAGGAACAGACAAACCUCUACGAAUCACUGGGGAUCCCUACAAAGUGCAGCAAGCAAAAGAAAUGGUACUAGAACUUAUUCAUGGAGAAGGAGGAGGUUUCAGAGAUUCUCGGAAUGAGUAUGGAUCAAGAGUAGGCGGAAACGAAGGGAUAGAUGUCCCAAUACCACGAUUUGCUGUUGGAAUCGUGAUAGGCAGAAAUGGUGAAAUGAUCAAGAAAAUCCAGAAUGAUGCAGGCGUUAGAAUACAGUUUAAACCAGAUGAUGGCUCUGCUCCAGAAAGAAUAGCACAGAUUAGUGGUCCUCCAGACAGAUGUCAGCACGCUGCAGAGAUUAUCACAGACUUGCUUCGCAGUGUUCAGUCUGGAAAUCAUGGAGGUCCAGGACCUGGUGGCAGAGGUAGAGGAAGGGGACAAGGAAACUGGAAUAUGGGUCCUCCAGGUGGUUUGCAGGAAUUUAACUUUGUUGUUCCUACUGUGAAGACUGGACUUAUUAUCGGAAAAGGUGGUGAAACAAUAAAAAAUAUCAGUCAGCAGUCUGGAGCUAGGAUAGAGCUGCAGAGAAACCCACCACCAAACUCUGACCCCAACAUGAAAUUAUUUACUGUCAGAGGGUCUCCACAGCAGAUAGACUAUGCCAGGGGGUUGAUUGAGGAGAAGAUAGGCGGUCCAGUGAAUCCUGUUGGUCCUCCUGUUCCUCACGGUCCUCCUGGUGUACCGGGACCUCAUGGACCUCCUGGUGCGCCUGGACCUGGCACGCCUAUGGGACCCUACAAUCCACCACCUUACAGUGCAGGGCCUCCUGGACCUUCUCCCCAUGGUCCUCCUGCUCCAUAUGCUCCUCAAGGAUGGGGGAACACGUAUCCUCACUGGCAGCAGCCAGCACAGCCAGACCCAAGUAAAGCAGGAACAGACCCCAACUCUGCAGCAUGGGCAGCUUACUAUGCACACUAUUAUCAGCAGCAAGCACCCCAGCCACCUGCAGCGCCCUCUGCUGGACCCAGCACAACUCAGACUAAUGGGCAAGCUGAGCCACCAGCUGCACCACAGGCUGGGCAAGUUGAUUAUACAAAGGCAUGGGAGGAGUAUUACAAGAAAAUGGGUCAACAAGGGCCACAGCAGGACUACUCAAAAGCAUGGGAAGAAUACUAUAAAAAACAAGGUCAAGCUGUUCCAGCUCCUGGUGCUGCUGCUCCCCCUGCUGGUCAGCCAGAUUACAGUGCAGCCUGGGCAGAGUAUUACAGGCAACAAGCAGCAUACUAUGCUCAGACCAGUCCACAGACGAUGCCACAGCACCCUCCAGCGCCACAGGGUCAAUAAUGCGAAGUGGACAGUACAGUAUUUGCUUCAUUGUGUUGGGGAAAACCUUUGUUAAAUGUUUGGAUGCAGACGCCUUGAUGAAGAUCUUAAUUUUUGUUUUGGUUUAAAACUGUUUUUUGUUUUUGAAAAAAUGUACAAAACUAUCACUACUGACUCAUAGGAGGCUAUAUUUCUGUGUAGAAAUGAAUCGGUUUGUUUUUAGUAAUUAGUGUAGAUGUACACAUUCCAGCAAAUGUAUUUGCAACUAUUAUGUGGUCAAAGCUUUGUGAUACAAAUGUACUUUUUUCAAUGUAUACUUUAUCACUUUUAAAAUGCCUGUUUUGUGCUUUACAAUAAAUAAUAUGAAACCUCCUGUGUCGGUAAGUUGGGUAUGUGAGUAUUCAAAGGGAAAACAUUUUUUAAUUCUUUCAAGAAACGUACAUGGCAGCAACUUAUAAAUUUUGAUGUGCAUCUCCCCUUUUUAUUUUCCUCUACUCGUAAUGUUGUGGUUCCUGUGGGUUACCGUGUUAUUGUAUGACAGGCAGUGUCACCAGUUAUUAAUGCAUAGUAAACAUCAUUGCAUUUUACCAAACCCAUGACCUUUUCUCCAAUCUGUACAGAGCACUGCUGAUAGACACGCUUCAGUCUUCCAGCAGUUUUAUAUGAAAUUGUUUGCUUUUCUUGCUUAAAUAUAAGCGUUUAGUCAGUCUGUGCAUUUCAUUUAUUCCGUAUGGGAUAGGCAACAUAAGUGUACUUGUUUUGUUUUUCUUCUCUGCCAUAAAGCCAGAUUAUAAAAUCAUAUGACUGUUAAAUGCAUUCUAGUUAUAUGUAUAUACUGACCCUCUGUAGUUAUAUUUUCCGUUGAUUACGUUUGAAAAGCACCAUUUGCAAAUAAACGUUUUAUCGAUAUUUUUUAUCUAAAUUAAA